Sphaeramia orbicularis (orbiculate cardinalfish) is the source of this 4695-nucleotide messenger RNA. It is a transcript of the gene tbc1d2b, whose product is annotated as TBC1 domain family, member 2B. Lineage: Eukaryota; Metazoa; Chordata; Actinopteri; Kurtiformes; Apogonidae. The record is from RefSeq and is a predicted model, not a curated record. The coding region runs from base 65 to 3025 and encodes 986 amino acids. The transcript is spliced from 13 exons. Gene Ontology annotation, molecular function: GTPase activator activity; small GTPase binding. Gene Ontology annotation, biological process: regulation of GTPase activity.
UCAUGCGGAUAGAAACAGGAGUGGGCAUCCGCUGCACUGCACGAAGAAGAAACUUAUAGGAAAGAUGCACGAAGAGGAGGAUGGCAGCGACGCAAACUCCUGCCCAGUGUCGCGGAUCGUGUCGUGUAAAUCCCUGGACGUGGCCGACGUGGAGGGGGCGAAGGAGCAGACCCUCAAACUGUGCGGGUACUUGAACAAACUCUCCGGCAAGGGGCCUCUGAGGGGGUACAAGCCGAGAUGGUUCGUGUAUGAUCCGAGGAAGUGUUAUUUGUAUUACUUCAAGACUCCCCAGGAUGCCCUUCCACUCGGACACAUCGAGAUCGGAGAUGCGUGUUUUAGCUACGACGUGGAAGGAGAGGAGGGUCAGUUCGAGAUCCGCACAGCCGGGAAAGAGUUCCUCCUCAAGGCCCCCAGCAGACAGGUGAUGAAUUACUGGUUGCAGCAGUUACAGCAGAAACGCUGGGAAUUCAGCAACACACGAGGAUCUGGUCAGAGAGACAGCUGGAGCUCUCCGACCCUGGCCUACCCUCCCACCGGCCUCGUGGGCAAAGAUAACGAUACCUUUCUCUUUGAAAAGCCAAAUGACGGUAUGGAAAAGGUUCGUAGUGACUUUGCCAUGGAGACAGAAACAGACGGCGGGUCAAUGGUGGGGAUCCAGUCAGCUCGAGGGCCUUCUGGUACACCCACAAACCCCCUCAACUUCUCACUAAAAAACAUCGGUACAGAACUCAGGAACUCCAUGUCUUAUCUUCGACCAGGCAGAGGAGGUGAGAGCAGGCGCAGCGUGUUUUACACAGGCAACAGUAACAGCAGCAGUACAGAGGAGUGGGAGCUGGUUGAUGCUCCUCCCAAGGAUUUCUCUGACUCAAAGCAUCAUCCGGACACACACAGAUAUUCCUUGGGAUCAGCGUUUACAUUUGACUUUGGCCGCAAUUCAGCGCGACUUAAGAAGCCGUUACUUCGAGACAUGAUGGGCUCUGGAAGGUUUGGGCGUAAUGUUGAAACGCGCAGCGCUGAGAGCUCACCGGUGGAAUGUAAUGGCAGCAAACCUCUGGAGAUGCAGCUUCGCCUCCAGAGCCAACAAGAAGAACUGAGCAACAUGCAACAAGAGCAGGCCAAGCUAAGGGAAGAGCUGGCCAGUCAGAAGGAGCUGGUUAGACUUCUGCAGCAGACUCUAAGGACAUCCCAGUGUGAUUGGCAAACCAUCCAUCGCUCAUCUCCAGCCCCACCUCUGACCCCAGAUCCAGCAUCAGAUGCAUCUGGAGCCCCAGACCAGACUCAAACAGCAGCAGCAGUUACACAAGGGGGUGUGUCCCAGUUGGAGGCCCUGCUUCAGGAAAGGGAUGGACAGAUCCAGUCACUGUGCGGCCACAUGGAGCGUCUGGCCUUGGAGAAAGAGAGUCUGCAACAAGAGCUGAAGGGUCUGAAAUUAAAGGUGGGAGAGAUAAAUGACCAGCUGGGCAUGUUGAUGGAGACCAUCCAGGCAAAGGAUGAAGUUAUCAUGAAGCUGUCACAGCAGAGCUCUGAGCAGAACAGCAGCCCAAAUGACUCCAGUUCACCUACGUCCAACAAAGAGCAGCAGGAGUUGGAUAUCUUAAAGGACAGUCUUCAAGGCUACAAAUCACAGAACAAGUUCCUGAACAAAGAGAUUUUGGAGCUGACAGUAUUACGCAGAAAUGCAGAGAGUAGAGAAAAAGCUUUGGAAGCAAAGUACACUGCCCUGGAGGCUAAGUUAUGUCAAGUGGAGAGCAAGUAUCUGGUGCUUCUUCAAGAGGUGAAGACCCCGGUGUGUUCGUCUUCAGAGCAGAGUCCUGCCAGAGAAGUCAUUUCCAGAUUAUUAGAGGAUGCACUGCAGGCGGAAAGCCCUGACCAGCAGGAUCACCUCAUCUUUAAACCAAAUACUGUCAGUGAGUAUGACAUCUUUGGCUUUAAGACUGUACCUGAGGAGGAAGAGGAGGAGGAGAAACUGGUGGCGAAGGUGAGGGCGUUGGAGCUGAAGUCCUUGUCCAUGACGGAUCAGGAGGUGUCAGUCGGGGUCAAGUGGGAGAACUAUCUGGCCAGCACCAUGAACAGGGAUCUGGUUCGCUCACCCGAGCUCAAAACCCUGAUUCGCUGCGGCGUCCCGCAUGAACAUCGAUCCCAGGUGUGGCGCUGGUGUGUCAACUUCCACGUCAAGAAGUUCCGGGACCACUUGGCAGUCGACUACUACGAGACCUUACUAAAUGUCGCUAGGGAGAAGCCCAACCCAGCCUCCAAGCAGAUUGAGCUGGACUUGCUGCGCACUUUGCCCAACAACAAGCACUAUUCGUCCCCAAGUGCAGGUGGCAUUCAGAAACUCAGGAACGUUCUGAUGGCUUUCUCUUGGAGGAAUCCAGAUAUUGGCUACUGCCAGGGACUAAACAGGCUUGCGGCUAUUGCUUUGCUCUAUCUGGACCAAGAAGAUGCCUUCUGGACUCUUAUAGCCAUCGUGGAGGUUUUCAUGCCAAGAGACUAUUACACCAAGACUCUGCUCGGCUCACAGGUCGACCAACGUGUGUUUAAGGACCUGAUGAGUGAGAAACUGCCUCGACUUCAUGCCCACUUUGAACAGUACAAGGUAGACUUCUCCCUCAUCACCUUCAACUGGUUCCUGGUGGUUUUUGUGGACAGCGUGGUGAGUGACAUCCUCUUCAAGAUCUGGGAUGCCUUUCUGUUUGAGGGUCCAAAGAUUAUUUUCCGCUUUGCUCUCGCUCUCUUCAAGUACAAAGAGGAAGAGUUUUUGAAGUUACAGGAUUCCACAGCCAUCUUCAAAUAUCUGAGAUACUUCACACGCACGAUCCUGGAUUCAAGAAAGCUGAUGAACAUUGCUUUUGUGGACAUGAACCCGUUCCCCAUGAGGCAAAUUCAGAACCGCCGUGCGUUCCACCUGGAGAAGGUCCGUCUGGAGCUGACAGAGCUGGAGGCGAUCAGACAGACGUUUCUGAGGGAGAGGGAGUCGAGUCAGGAUGGGCGGAGCUUCGUCAGCGAUGAUGAGGAGGAUAACUGACAUUCUGACAACAUCCAAUCCAUGUUGCUGAAGACAAAGAUCUUCUCCAUGGACACAGUCACAUGUUGUAAUCGCAAAGGGAGUUUCCAGUUGAUGGAGCUUUCACACAUUUUGUGUGAAAUCAGAACAAAAGACCAACACAUUACAGGCCAAAUGGGCUUUCCAUCAGUAUUCCUGCCAUUUUUUUUUUUUUUUUUUUGUAAUGCCUUAUUGCUGUAUGCUUCUGUGUAUUUGUGAGGCCCAAAACUGUAUGUGUGCACUUAUCAAAUGCUCUUCAGCCCUCUUACUUUCAGUCCAAAUCAGUAUUUUUGUACAUGGCUGUGAUCUUUUGAUAGUUGGCAGUUUUAUGCCUGUUGAAGGAAUGAUUGUAUUUUUUUACGCUCAUCUUCAUUGUAAUUUUCCCCCACUCUCCUUUUUCAAGUGUCUUAUCAUUGUAUACCUGAGUCUUAUGAAUGUUUCCAUGUUGCCACUGAACAACACAUUGUGAGUUCAACCCUGUGUUUUCUGAUGCACUUGACGUACCUGUGCUGAAACUUUUAAUUUGCUGAAAAUCUAAGUCUUACUUUCUGAUCGUAAAGUCAUGUGGUCAUUGUACGUAUUGUGUGUGUAGAGUGUUUAUAAUACACACAAAAAAUCAUUUGGAUUAUAAGAAGUGUUAAUAUUCUCACAGAGACUAUACUUUUAUUUUUUAAUCUCAGGAUUCAGAUUAGAUCCAGACCAUACAAACAUUAUCAGGUAGUAUCCUCAGUAUUGUUCAGUCCAAUGAUUUUUUCCCAUUUCAAUAUUUGAUCUGUGUAAUUUUCAUAAAAGCAUCAUUUUUUCCAAAUAUUUUCACCUACAUUUGUUUUUAUUAUGAUGUACCAUUCUAUAUUCUGUCUAUAAACAUAUUUUAAGUUUCUUUUGAAAGGUCCCAUAUUCAGAUUUCUCUUACAUACCAUUUAUUUUAAUACUCUUGAUUUCUUACUAGAUAUGUAAAGAUAUAUUUCUUCUUUUCCUAAAACCUGUGGUAUAUCAUAAAUUGUACAAUGCUGGGAUAGUGUUUCUGAGCCUGGCCAGAAAUUGCUGGUGUAUUUACAUUUGUUGUCCUCACUGUGGCAGUAUAACCUUUCCUUACCCAGUGUUUACACUACUUGACAGGUACCUACAACAGUGUAAGGAUCCAUUCUACUGUUUCAUGUUCACAUCAAAUGGUCAUGUCAGUGUGCCAACAUGAGUUCAAGUAUAAAUACAAUUUGCAAUAUACUCUAUGAGGGAAGUGUUUUAGGCAAAUGUGUGAAGGCUCCAAGACACUGCCAUUCGUGUUAAUUCUAAAGGUACACUGCACAGUUUACUUCUAAGGAUUGUAACUAUAUUUUAAGGAAAAAUGUGUAUCUGUUUAGUCUUUUAUAGAUCAGUAUGGAAAAGGUGAUAUACACAUUACAAUUAAAAAAAACAAAAAGAAAACAUACUCAUGUUUCAUCAGGUUCUAACUGUUGAACAGGAUUCACAAGAAGCGGCCAAUGAUCUCACUUAACUUGUCUUGUGAGCUGAAAAUGGUUUACAGCCUUUUAUCCUCUUCAUUUUCUUCAUUUUUUGUUUAACUUUGAGCUGUUUACUUGCAUUUCUUUGAUAUCAAGUGACUUUUACUUUGCUGUAUUAUUGUCAGCUGAAACUUAACUAAAAAAAAAAAA